CCGGUUGUUGAAGACGAUCCUGCCAGUAUUUAUUUCAACAUGUUCCGAUCAGCUUUAAUCCUAAUUUUUGCGACAGUUUACGUGACAUCGGCACCAGCUAAACAAAGUGUCCAAUUUAUCACUGAAGGGAAACAUGUGCCCGUGAAACAUCAGGAGAUAGUAGGUGUCAUCGAGCCAAGCAACCCAGAAGCAAAGCCGCCCACGCAUCAUUUGGGAGAAAUGAAAAGCGAGCUGGGCGAAGAGGACGAAAAGGAUUACAACGCCUACCCAAAAUACAGAUACGAGUAUGGCGUAAAGGACACCAAGACUGGGGACCACAAGAGCCAUUGGGAGAUGCGAGAUGGUGACAUCGUUAAAGGCUCAUACACUCUGGAUGCACCGGACGGAACUCAACGAAUCGUAGAGUACCGUGCAGAUGACAAACAUGGGUUCAAGGCCAUCGUUAAGAUCAUCCGUGUGCCAGAUCAUCACCGGAUACAUUAUGCCGGUCAAGAGCAGACGAGCCCGGAAGGUUUAGGGCAGCAGGAACAAGGAAAACAUCACACGGGUCACAGUUAUAAUAAAUUGAAAAGAUACGAUUAGGUACUAGGUAAUCGGUGUGGACUUGAGAGUGUGCGAAUAAAUUGUGAUUGGAUCGUGUUAGAAUGGUAAUUUAUUUACCACUCGCGGUGUUUACGUUUCGUUCGCCGGCGAUGACGUCUGCAAUUGCUUAUUUCAAUCGUGGCAUCUGCCUGCCGGAUUGUACACAGGUACAGACAACCUUCCGUGGGGUGGCCUUUGAGGAUGAAUUGCCUAUUGCUGCUGGUGGUUGCGGUUGCGGUUGCUGUUAGUGGAAGGAUUAAAAAGAGUUGUUUGAAUUAAAUAAUCGCGAUAGUGAUCUGUUGAAAAUUACAGAGCGCUGCGGCGGUUGCCAAGUUAUAACGAUCAGAUGAAGUGUUUCGCUCGCGUACAUCCUUCGCUCACGCUCCGAGGCACAGGUAUCCGAUUUCCAUAAGUCCCCGGCGUCGACUUAUGGAAGUCGAAGUUAAGAAGGAUGGUAUUCACCAGCGCUCCGGAUGGUUUUGAACAAAUUGUGAAGAGUAUAAUUAGAAGAGAGCAAAUUACCAUAAUUUUAUUUAUUAUUGUGAGAGGAAGUGGAGAGCCGAGAAGUCUAACUAACACCUAACCAUAGCCCACACAAGGCACAGAGGAGAAAGGAAGAAUACUUGAAGUAUCAAUCAACGAUGAGCCAGCAUGCGGAGAGACAAGUUCCGGACACUUUAAUUCUGUACAUUGAUUCACUAACCGAGAAGAACUGAUCGUGUGUUACAAUCACUUUUUGGCGGCGCGUUUUGCACGCACACAUUCUGAACACUAU
Molecule: messenger RNA, 1357 nt
Organism: Toxorhynchites rutilus septentrionalis
Lineage: Eukaryota; Metazoa; Arthropoda; Insecta; Diptera; Culicidae
Exons: 2
Coding region: 40-582 (180 amino acids)
Cellular component (GO): extracellular matrix
Source: RefSeq, a predicted model, not a curated record